CAUUCAAUUACUGUGCUGGAAGCUGUGGUGUGCUUUUUCUCUGUAUGGUCCAUUGUGGGCCUCUCAGGUUUUCACACGUAUUUGAUCAGCUCCAAUCAAACAACAAAUGAAGAUAUUAAAGGAUCGUGGUCAAAUAAAAGAGGUAAAGAAAACUAUAAUCCAUACAGUUAUGGCAACAUCUUUACUAAUUGCUGUGCUGCACUCUGUGGGCCCCUCUCUCCAAGCUUAAUUGACAGAAGAGGAUUUAUACAACCAGAUACGCCACAAUUAGCAGGACCAUCAAAUGGCAUUACUAUGUAUGGGGCCACACAAUCUCAGAGCAACAUGUGUGACCAAGAUCAGUGCAUUCAGAGCACUAAAUUCGUUUUGCAGGCUGCUGCCACCCCACUACUACAGAGUGAGCCCAGCAUAACUAGUGAAGAGCUACCUUUACCUGGAAAGACUUCUAUCAGUGGGCCUUGUGCAACUCUAACUCUAGGGCAACCAACACCACCAUCUUCCAUGCCAAAUCUCACAUCAGACACAGGUUUGACAGACAUGAUACCCUUGAAAGAGGAACACGAAGGUCAUCAGUUUCUUACUCCUGAAGAAGCUCCUUCACCCCCUGGGAUGCUGCCAAGUGGAAGUCCUAUUACACACAGCCAUACAAUGCACGUCCUGAGUCUAGCCAGCCAGGAUUCUUUGCAUGAAGACUCAGUACGUGGUCUUGUGAAGCUUAGCUCAGUUUGAACAGCUUCUUUGAACACUGCACCUUUUCUUGGUGUCCAUACAAAUCUUUACUUAACAGGAAUGACACCGCAGUACCACUGUAAGACUUUGUAACAUGGCUAUAAUGGAAACUUUAUUGCAUAAUGGAGUCUACUAAAAAAACAGCUUAUUUUUUUCAGUGGAGCUAUGGCAUUUUUUUGACCAGGCUGUUAACGGCUAUGCUCUGAUGGUGACCACAUCUCUUUUUUAAGAAAAAACAGAAAUGGUCAAUAUUCUUGUUUCCUGCAGUUUGGGUACAGCAAGUUGGAAUUCAGUCUGUAACAAAGACCAUGUUCAGUACAAAAGAGAGAUUCUUGGAUGUAAGUGUCAUGCUCUGUGUUCUAUGCUCUUGUAAUACACACUUGUUAAGGCUUACCACACUCGUGGCCAGAAUGAUCUGCACUUACAUGUUAUGCUACUAGUAUUUGAUAUAGAAAAAUUACCAUUCCGUUUGUUAAUACAAAAAAAAAAAGACUACAGAUACGGAUUUGCAUGCCACGCUACAGUAUGUGUUACAGUGGUGUUGGUAUUAAGAGAAAGUGCUGCUUUUUUAUUUGUGACUUUCAAAGUGCUGUUUCAUUUAAAGACAGUGCAAAUUAAUGGACUAUAUAUUUUUUUCAAUUUAUUAAAGUUUAUUUUAAUUUUUCAGUGGUGCCUGGAAGAUGGAGACUUACUGAUUUACCAUGUUGCAUAUCAUUUAACCUUCUGUUUUAAGUGUUUAGAAUGAGAUAUUGUGUUGUGCCAUACUACAAAAUUCUUCCACUCCCUAAUGUGAUACAAUUACCUGUGGACCUCCAAUAAAAAUGACAUCCUCUAUUUCUUGGGCAUGUGUACAGUUAUCCUUGUACAGUUUUUCUGGGGAAAGAUGGGAAGAUUAUGAUUUAUUGACAUCGUUUGUGAAGAAUAUAACUGGAAUAUGUUAAUGAAACCAGAGCUGUGGAGAAAAAGCUGCUUAUGAUAAGUUUUGCUUCAGCAUCUUUCUUGGUUUUGUUUGAGAUGUGUAUUUGUUCCCAUCAUGAGUCUGUAUUCAGAAAUGGAAGACUUUGUGUCUGCUUGAACUGUAAUCUAUAUUCCAUGUGGCUAAAGGGUGAGGGGCUUUUGAUUGAAGACAAAGAGACAGCUUAGUGAAGUAGUCAUAUACUAUAGCUACCUCCUGGCCAUGAUGCUUCAAUUGUUGGUUUUCUAGUAUUUUAAAUGGAAAUGUUGAUUUCGAGCCAUAAUUUUCUUUAUUUUAUGUUUUGUUUGUUUAAGUAAAGAGCAAUUAAAAGGUUAAGAAGA
Molecule: messenger RNA, 2025 nt
Organism: Meleagris gallopavo (turkey)
Lineage: Eukaryota; Metazoa; Chordata; Aves; Galliformes; Phasianidae
Source: RefSeq, a predicted model, not a curated record